AUGUCAUUUGGUGUACCUUUGUCUCAACUGAUACAAGCGCGUGCAGAUCAUGUACGAAGUGGCAUUGAGAGUUUAGACGAUUCAUUGAAUGACGGAUUCCAACCACAGAGUAUCUACGAGGUUUACGGACCUCCAGGAAUUGGCAAGACAAAGUUCGCGGUACAAUUAGUGAACAAUAAUCAGAAUAGGAUGAAAUGUCUGUGGAUUGACACGUUCCAGCAAGUACCACUGAAGCUUAUAGAGCAAGGAGAUGAGGACGAAGUCCAUUUCAAAGGGUGCCAAUUCGCAAGAGUGAAGAAAUUUGCUCAACUGUGGUACAUGUUUCAGAAUUUAAAAGAGACGUACGGGCUCAUAAUAAUCGAUGGUUUAUCUCAGCUUUUGGUAGAGUAUCUCCAUAUGUACGAGAAGAACAGUGGAUAUUCUAACCAUCGACAGACCUUGCACGAUUUCAAGGUGAAAAGUUUGAUACAAUUGCUUGUCACCAUAACUAAAUACGCCACUUCAAACAAUACGGUGGUGGUAUUACUUAAUGACGCUAUGAACACAGGUUACCAGGACUAUUCAGACGAUGCAGUUGUCUCAUACAACGAUCCCAGCAACGGAACCCACUCAGAUGGUUCCUUUAGCAAUUUCCUCGUGAAAUCUCAACGGAAACGUCACGUGCAAGUGUUGAAGAGUGGAUUAGUAGCAAAUGCAGCCGUUGGAAGUAAAGAUGCCCGUUGGGAGGUGUUUCUUCGAUGCAGGAUCGGUGUGUUCUGGAAUUGGGAUGCAGAACAAAAGCAGAAUCCUAACUCCCAGAAAAGAAUCAUCCCCGAGGUAUCACGGCAGUUUGUUGUACAACAUCAACAGCCAGUGGGCUCGAAGAAUAAACUGGUUUGGGUUAAGACUAAUGAAUCUGGGAACUUUUAUAGCUGUCACACAACUAUAGUCGCAGAAAACCCAACAACUGCUGUCACUGACAAUCUUCUUCCUACGAACACUUCCUCAAGUGCGACAGCUGCUGCUGCUGCAGUAGCCGCAGCACCGGUGCUUCCCCCAAACAAGAGAAGACGGGUUUUAUACACGGAGCCAAGUCCGAGCCGUAUGCUAUUAGAUGUUCAAAGUCACAGUCAGCCCGUAACACCAAACUCUUCGCAAUCAAUCCAGUUUACACCACGAAUCGUUCAUUCAGACAACAUUGUGGCAACUCAUGGAACUGAAGGCACUGACAACGACGCUAUCAUAUAUGAUAGUGAAGGAUAG
Molecule: messenger RNA, 1242 nt
Organism: Kluyveromyces lactis
Lineage: Eukaryota; Fungi; Ascomycota; Saccharomycetes; Saccharomycetales; Saccharomycetaceae
Gene: RAD55
Product: putative DNA-dependent ATPase RAD55
Exons: 1
Coding region: 1-1242 (413 amino acids)
Biological process (GO): reciprocal meiotic recombination; DNA repair; meiotic DNA recombinase assembly
Cellular component (GO): replication fork; Rad51B-Rad51C-Rad51D-XRCC2 complex; Rad51C-XRCC3 complex
Molecular function (GO): crossover junction DNA endonuclease activity; ATP-dependent DNA damage sensor activity; ATP binding
Source: RefSeq, a predicted model, not a curated record